This is a messenger RNA of Fusarium venenatum, 1137 nucleotides long. RefSeq lists its product as uncharacterized. Lineage: Eukaryota; Fungi; Ascomycota; Sordariomycetes; Hypocreales; Nectriaceae. Gene Ontology annotation, cellular component: mitochondrion. The record is from RefSeq and is a predicted model, not a curated record.
AUGCCUCGAAUACCGAGAGUAGGCGCAUUCGCCUCGCUACCGUCGGCAGUAGCACCCAUCAACCGAAUCCCCUUCGUCGCCCGCGCCACAUUCUCUACUUCCACACCCGUCAACGCUCUCGGCAACAAGGCACAAUGGAUCCGAAAGCAGCUCUGGAAGGGCGAUGCUCCCGGUGCUGAGGAUCCCUAUAACGAGCGCCCCGAGCCAGAACAACCCACGAAUCUGCCCGAUGAGGCCAAGGAACUGUUAAGUGUCGACCGCAGACCUUCGCCUGUGCGCAACACUCGUCUUGUGUUGCCGCCCAGCAACUCCGAGGCUUUGACUGAAAAUGAGAUCGGCGCUGUUGAUACUGGAUAUACGCCUGCGACUUCACUUGAGGAUCUGGAGGAGAUUGACACUCUCAAGACGUGGUGGGAGCAGCCCGGCCAUUGGGGCGAGGAGAGCGAAUUCCAGGGCUUCGGCAAGGCAGACCGAGUGAAGGACCAGGUUGUGUUGGAGGUUUAUCUGCGUCAAGCUCUGGUUGAGGCGCUGUCAUACCAGCAGCGAGGUCUUCUCGAGGAGUACGCUGUGAAGAAGUGGCCUCUUGGAAACAGAGCCCACCUGGACAGGACACUCUCCGCCGGUAUUCUAUUCGAGAAUGGAAAGGCUCAGUUGAGCUCUCACUUCCGCAUUGUGACUGAGAAGCUCAAGGCUAGAGAGGCUGAGGAGAGGGUUGAAAUUUCCGCUGAUGAGGCCCAGCAGAUGGUUAAUGCUCUGGACCCCUCAUGGAAGACCGUUACCCUGGACAAUGACCACCUCAAGUUCGCUGUCCGAAAGCGUCUCUACCAACUCACCGGCCACUUCAUCCCCGACGUGAAGCUCGCCGCAGCCAAAACACCACGCGAGCUAAUCACCGUCGCUCUAACCAUUACCAAGCGCGGCAAGAAGCUAGCCGAGGUUCUCGAGGAGGAAAAGGCUCUCACCGCCCUCCCCAACGUUACAGUGCACAGCAGGAGAGUCACACCCAUCGACCGUGAGAUUUCGGUUGGCCGAUGGAAGGUCAUCGAGGAGGAGUUGCAGAAGCGUGAUCUGCCUGUUACUGGAACAGGGGGAUAUGGUAAGAAUAAGGAGAGGGAUUGGUUGACUGGUAAGGCUUAA